Indicator indicator is the source of this 483-nucleotide messenger RNA. RefSeq names its product SFT2 domain containing 2 (gene SFT2D2). The record is from RefSeq and is a predicted model, not a curated record. Bases 1 to 483 code for a protein of 160 amino acids. Gene Ontology annotation, biological process: vesicle-mediated transport. The transcript is spliced from 8 exons. Gene Ontology annotation, cellular component: membrane. NCBI's taxonomy places the organism in Eukaryota, Metazoa, Chordata, Aves, Piciformes, Indicatoridae.
AUGGACAAGCUCAAGCGGGUGCUGAGUGGCCAAGACACGGAGGAGCCAAGCGGUCUGUCCGAGGUUAUUGAAGUGCCUUCGUUAAGUUGGGGCACCAGAAUGAAAGGCUUCGUUGCUUGCUUUGCAAUGGGAUGCUUGUUCUCCAUCUUGGGUAGCUGUCUGCUGUGGGCACCAAGGAAAGGACUGACACUCUUUGCAGUGUUCUAUACACUGGGCAAUAUUGCAUCAAUUGGAAGCACUCUCUUUCUUAUGGGACCAAUGAAACAAUUGAAGAGAAUGUUUGAGCCUACACGUUUAAUUGCUACUACUGUUAUGCUAUUGUGUCUCGUACUAACACUGUGUUCAGCUUUCUGGUGGCAUAAGCAAGGACUCGUCCUCCUUUUCUGCAUCUUGCAGUUUUUUGCCUUGGCAUGGUACAGCAUUUCCUUUAUACCAUUUGCAAGGGAUGCUGUGAAGAAAUGUGUUGCUGUUUGUCUGACCUAA